GCUCGUGUUAAAGUCGGAGUCCCAGCAACUCGUGUUUUUUUUUUUUUUUCCAAAGCGGUAUUAAAAAGAGCGCUGCGUGAGACAGGAGGUUUCUGUACCCGUUUUGCGCUUCAGGGGAAUCUGUGAAAAGUUUUUUUUUAAAGUGGGCAGGCAGUGCGCAAGGUUCGGCCCCGCGGCUCGUGCGCUCUGACUCCCUGUCUGUGUGUCUUUGGUGGUGGAGAACCUGGGAACCUUCCUCCUUCCAUCCAUCAGCAAUUAAUAAGUUUUGCAUGUGUGGCAUCGGAAAGAAGGAAAGGAGACCUAAGGACAAACAAACAAAUAAACCCACAAACAAACCGAGAAGAAAAUGCGCCUCGCGCGGUGAAGAGUCGGUGCGCGUCACCUGUUGCGGGAUAAAGCAUGGGAGUGCUGAGCGUGGACCUGCGGGUCACCCUGCAGAUUCUGCCAGGCUUCUUCUCCAACUGUCUCUUCUUCGUGCUCUACGACUCGGUGGUGCUCGUGAAGCGCGUCGUGUCGCUCGUGAGUCUCUCGUGCGGCGGCGGCGGCGGCGCUUGGCAGCAGCGCAUGCUCACCUCGGCCGGCGUGCGCUCCAUCUGGAACAGCUUUCUGCUGGACGCCUAUAAGCAGGUGAAACUGGGCGAAGCAGCUCCCAACUCUAAAGUGGUGAAGGUUCCUGGGAUCUCCGGCUGCCACUGGAGCAGAGCGGAUGGAAAGACGACAGACGAGUGUCGCCUGCUGGACUUCGAAGCGUCCGAUCGUCCCUUGGUGGUCAACUUCGGCUCGGCCAGCUGACCCCCGUUUGUGAACCAGCUCCCGGUCUUCCGGAGGCUGGUGGAAAACUUCUCGGACGUGGCGGACUUCCUGCUUGUCUACAUCGAAGAGGCUCAUCCGUCUGACGGAUGGGCGGGACCGCCCAUGGAACUGUUCCCGUUCGAGGUGAGGAAACACCGCAGCUUGGAGGAGCGCAUGGUGGCGGCGCAGAGGCUCGUCGAGCAUUUUGCUUUGCCGCCACAGUGCCGGCUGGCGGCCGACUGCAUGGACAACAAUGCCAACGUGGCGUACGGUGUCGCCUACGAAAGGGUGUGCAUCGUACAGAAGAAUAAAAUCAGUUAUCUGGGAGGGAAGGGUCCAUUUUAUUACAACAUUAAAGACGUACAGAAGUGGCUCGAACACAGCUAUGGGAAGCGGUAAUCUUUCACGCAUGAUGGAAUAGUUUAUUUUUUUAAUAAAGGACAAAAAAGAUGACGCCUACUGCUAAACCUCUACAGGCUCCAGUGGUGACGUGAACUCUCUCUGGAAGUCGUCUGAAUUCUCUGAAGAUCGUCAGGCGAGUUUUCUGAGUGGAAUCCGAACGUUCCUGAGUUAUUUCUCUAAACAGUGACAGCAGUCACUAAACAUGAGACGAAACCAAGCAUUGCACUUCGACUUUUAUACUUUGAUAGGAUGAAAAAAAAACCCUGUGUAUGCACUAUAAACACCUAUAAACACUAUCAAUAACCGGGUCGUGCGCAUUAACAGUAGUAUUAUAGCGUGUAACUCUAAAGCUAAAUAACAUGCAUCGCUUUGCAGAACCAAACUGCCAAACCACGGUAUCAAGCACAAGCUCAAGCUUUUAAUAUACGGAAGAAAUAUAAUUUAUUUUUGUUGAUGUUUGUGUUUGUUGUUUUAAAUGUUACAUGUUUACGUCCAGUUUUGUUUGAAGUAGACAAUCGUGUGUAGUUUCAAUAUCAGCUUAUUCGUGCUUGUUAACACUUUAGCACAUCUGCCCCAGGGGGAAAAUGUCAUUAAUGGAAGUCCUGGCGAAACACCCAAAUAUGAAAAUUAUAUAUAUAUAUAUAUAUAUAUUUAUAUAGAAAAGCAUGUAUUUCUGGAAAUACAGUUUCUAUGAAGGCCACAGAUACAUACCAAACUAUAAACACAUUCAUAAGGCAUUAUAAUACAUUCGUUAAGUACACUUUACACACUAUACAGUCAUCUCUCAUGCUUUAAAGAGGGCAAAACGGUUUCACUUGUAGUCUCGGUUCUUACUUAAAGUCUGCUAAUAAUACUUAGUUUGCUAACAGUACUUUCAGUCUGCUAACAAUACUCUUAAUCUGCUAACAAUACUCUGUCUGCGAACGAUACUCAGUCUGCUAACAGUACUUUCAGUCUGCUAACAGUUCUCUCAGUCUGCUAACAGUACUUUCAGUCUGCAAACAGUACUUUCAGUCUGCUAACAGUACUUUCAGUCUGCUAACAGUUCUCUCAGUCUGCUAACAGUACUUUCAGUCUGCUAACAGUACUUUCAGUCUGCUAACAAUACUCUGUCUGCUAACAAUACUCAGUCUGCUAACAAUACUCAGUCUGCUAACAAUACUCAGUCUGCUAACAAUACUCUGUCUGCUAACAGUUCUCUCAGUCUGCUAACAGUUCUUUCAGUCUGCUAACAGUACUUUCAGUCUGCUAACAGUUCUCUCAGUCUGCUAACAGUACUUUCAGUCUGCUAACAGUACUUUCAGUCUGCUAACAAUACUCUCAGUCUGCUAACAAUACUUUGUCUGCUAACAGUACUCUCAGUCUGCUAGCAAUACUCUGUCUGCUAACAGUACUCUCAGUCUGCUAACAAUACUCUCAGUCUGCUAACAGUUCUCUCAGUCUGCUAACAAUACUCUGUCUGCUAACAGUUCUCUCAGUCUGCUAACAAUACUCUGUCUGCUAACAGUUCUCUCAGUCUGCUAACAAUACUCUGUCUGCUAACAGUUCUCUCAGUCUGCUAACAAUACUCUGUCUGCUAACAGUUCUCUCAGUCUGCUAACAAUACUCUGUCUGCUAACAGUUCUCUCAGUCUGCUAACAAUACUCUGUCUGCUAACAGUUCUCUCAGUCUGCUAACAAUACUCUGUCUGCUAACAGUUCUCUCAGUCUGCUAACAAUACUCUGUCUGCUAACAGUUCUCUCAGUCUGCUAACAAUACUCUGUCUGCUAACAGUUCUCUCAGUCUGCUAACAAUACUCUGUCUGCGAACAGUUCUCUCAGUCUGCUAACAAUACUCUCAGUCUGCUAACAGUUCUCUCAGUCUGCUAACAAUACUUUGUCUGCUAACAGUUCUCUCAGUCUGCUAACAGUUCUCUCAGUCUGCUAACAAUUCUCUCAGUCUGCUAACAAUUCUCUCAGUCUGCUGAAAGACGACUGUUUUCUAAAGAUUAGCAGUAUGUCAGAAUUCAUCUGUCAGUAUUUUACACUCAGUAAUGAUUUCUAAGCUAAUGUCAUUCUUUUAUUCCCUAUUAACUGCAAGUAACUACAUUUAAAACGUUUUAAUAGAUAAAAUACAUCUCAAAGCUUAGCGAUGGAUGUUAUAAUCUGCGAUUCAUAGAGAUUCUCAUAAAUAAUCAGUAAAAACGUCAAAUUAUUUAUAAAUAUAUUACAACGUGUCAUGAAAGAAUUUCUGGCCUUCACAGUGAAUGUACAGUUUUUUUUUCUUGUUUUGUUAUAGAUGUCAUUUUCUUGACGAUCCUUUAAAAGGCACUAAUUUAAAAAGGGAUUUUUUUUGUGUAUUGUAUGUUUUGUUUUGGUGAAAGAAAAUUGGUUUAUUUGAUUUAAAACAGAAUUUACCUCACAGAUUUGCUUAAACAUUGCAUUUUGAAGGUAAUUAUUUAUAACACACACACACACACACACACACCUCUACAGAUGUUCAUUUGCGUGUCAAAGACAAACAGGUGUGUGAAUGAAGCCCACUGACGAAAGGAUCCUGCGUUCCUGUCUGUGGUUGGAUGAACCGUCACACCUCUUUGUCCGGAUCGGAACUGAACGUUCCUGUAGAUGCUCCAGAUUCAGCUUUUCAGCGUAUUUCCUACACCUCACAUUUUUUCCCCGACACAUGCUGUGCGACCGGCUGCUUUCUUGCAAGUAAACACAAAUAAAGCUCAAUCUUUUGCUCGUGA
This is a messenger RNA of Tachysurus vachellii, 3922 nucleotides long. RefSeq names its product iodothyronine deiodinase 2 (gene dio2). Lineage: Eukaryota; Metazoa; Chordata; Actinopteri; Siluriformes; Bagridae. Gene Ontology annotation, molecular function: thyroxine 5'-deiodinase activity. The record is from RefSeq and is a predicted model, not a curated record. The transcript is spliced from 2 exons.